Messenger RNA from Mytilus trossulus (common blue mussel), 1714 nucleotides. RefSeq names its product sodium-dependent glucose transporter 1A-like. Gene Ontology annotation, biological process: transmembrane transport. The transcript has 4 exons. NCBI's taxonomy places the organism in Eukaryota, Metazoa, Mollusca, Bivalvia, Mytilida, Mytilidae. Bases 122 to 1558 code for a protein of 478 amino acids. The record is from RefSeq and is a predicted model, not a curated record.
AACAUGUAUAUAGGUAACAGUUUAUAUUACAUAUUACUAGUACCUAGGACAAAAAUAAUCUCGGAGACGAUAAUUUCAUUGUAGUUAUAUCGAAGUACAUAUAAACGCAGAAAUUGUCAAAAUGGCAGAAGAAGAGAAGGCUGCUCAAACGACUUUGACCACUACUGAGAAAGUUGUCAAAACUAUCUUCUUAGUUUUAACAUGGGUUAUGAUUGGACUGUUUACCGAAAUAACUGGACCAACCCAAAAAGAUCUCAUCAUAAAAACAAAAUCGGACUAUGAAUUAGUAUCUCGUGCAACUUCUGGAAGGAGUGCAGGGUAUUUUAUAGGAGCAGUUAUAGGUGGACCUCUCGUUGACAAACUAGGACAUUAUUGUGAUUUGAUGAUUGCCGUUUGUCUGGACGGAGCAGCGAUAGCCACUGUAAUAGUACCUUAUUGUGGCAAUGUAUCUCUGUUAUGGUUUUUACUCGCACUUGGAGGUACAUUUGAAGGAGUAAUAAACAUAGCUGGACAGAAAAUAAUCCUUAAUAUUUGGCAAGAGAAAGCUACGGGACCAAUGCAUGUGCUUCAUUUUGGAUUUGGAAUGGGGUCGUUUAUUGUUCCACAAAUAUUGAAUCCUUUCCUGGCUGUUUUAUCACCAUCUUCAGACAAUAUGACAGAGACAGCCAAUAUAACGUCAGUUCCAUUCGUAUCACCAACCAUAGGCUCUAAUGAUACAGAAAUGUAUUUAAAAGAAUCGCGUAUUGAAACAGGAUAUUUGAUCAUAGGGAUUAUAGUCGCGUCCGUAUCAGUUGUGUUUUACAUAUAUCAAAUUUUCUUUCGACAAAUCGCUGGUGAAAGAAAGAUAUUAAAUGAUAAUGAUACAAUAGUAAAACAGAUAGUUAAGGUUGUUGAUCCCGCGACCUGCUCAAAGGGCGAUCGUUGGUUUGGGGUUCAAGUAUUUGUUCUUUUAUUCAUUUAUUUUUUCAAUCAGGUUGGUGGCGAUAGACUAUAUGGAAAGUUCAUUCGAAGUUACGCAAUUGAUAAACACCAAUUUUCCGGAGAUAAUGGUUCACUACUAAACACCGAAUUUUGGAUUAGUUUUGCCGUGGGUAGAUUUUUGGGUUUGUUUACUGGUAGAUAUAUACCUAUUAGAGUUCUUAUAUUAAUUGAAGUGUUUGGUACUUUUGUGACAGUAGUUCUCCUGGAAAUAUUCGCAAGGGAUAGUGAUCUCGCUUUAUGGAUAUUAACUGCAUCUAUGGGAUUUUUUGUUGCACCUCUUUUUCCAUCAGGUAUAGCGUGGGGAGAUUUCCACGUUGAAUUUACUGGCUUUGCGAUCACUUUCGUUCUAAUGGGUGGUGCUCUGGGUGGAAUGUCAUAUCUAUGGGUCAUUGGAUAUCUCUAUGAAUAUUAUGGUUAUGAUAUGUUUCUACAUCAAUUAGUUGUAUAUGCUAUAAUAAUGGUAUUUCUUACAAUCAUGCUGACUAUAGUAGGCAAGCGACAUGGAGGAAGAUUUGAGAGCAAAGUGUCCGAAGUCAACGUAAUUGAACUUGUCGCCAAAGAGAACAAAAUAUAUUGAUCUAAACCAUGAUAUCAAUGUCCAAAAUAUUGGUGAAAUCACUCCCAAAUUAGUCGGAUUAUAUUUAUAUAACAGUAUUCAUUUUUGGUAUCUACUUUAAUCGGUAAUGUGCUGACAAAAAUAAGAGAUCAAAUGUGUUAAGCAUGUUUAGUAACU